Messenger RNA from Colletotrichum lupini, 369 nucleotides. RefSeq names its product cytochrome P450. The transcript has 3 exons. Lineage: Eukaryota; Fungi; Ascomycota; Sordariomycetes; Glomerellales; Glomerellaceae. The record is from RefSeq and is a predicted model, not a curated record. Bases 1 to 369 code for a protein of 122 amino acids. Gene Ontology annotation, molecular function: iron ion binding; monooxygenase activity; oxidoreductase activity, acting on paired donors, with incorporation or reduction of molecular oxygen.
AUGUCGCUUCUCAAUUCUGCAAAUGCUGGCUACAUCAUCGCCGCCCUUUGCAUGGUCUUCUCCGCCUAUGUCAGUUCUUCUCAGAGGACUGACCUGCUCGAUCAGUCAUGUCGUCGAAUGCACUACGUACACUCUCUCCACCAGAAGUACGGAUCAUUUGUGCGAAUCUCGCCCAAUGAAGUCGCAAUCGCGGACCCCGAGUCGUUUACUGCAAUUCACAAGAUUGGCUCUGGCUUCACCAAAGGGCCAUGGUACUCUGAGGUCAUAGAUGGGCGUGAGCCAGGCAUUGUCUUCAUCACCGAUCCCAAGGAGCAUGCUGUGAGGCGCAGGCUGUUUUCUAAAACUGUUAGUAUCCCUAUUACAGGGUAG